AGGAGGCCAUGGACGUGCGGGUCGGGGCGCUGCUGCUGGCGCAGCUGUUGGUGGGAGUCGAACUCGGGAGGCGGGAGUUGAAGGAUCAGGACGUGCUGUUUCCAGGUUUCGAGAACUCGUCGGUGCUCACAUGGCCCUGUGGCCAACGGAACGUCCCGACACGCGUGGUGGGUGGAAAGGACUCGGUGCGCGGGCGCUGGCCGUGGAUGGGCAGCCUGCGCCUAUGGGGCUCCCAUCACUGCGGAGCGAGCCUGCUCAGCCGCCGCUGGGUGCUCUCGGCCGCGCACUGCUUCCAAACGAACAAGGAUCCCUAUGAGUGGACGGUCCAGUUUGGGGAGCUGUCUGCCGCACCAUCUAUCUGGAACCUGCAGGCCUACUAUAACCGAUAUCAGGUGGAGGAGAUCGUUUUGAGUCCCUCGUAUCUGGGGCCUACAGCCUACGACAUCGCCAUGCUGAAGCUCUCCUCCUCCGUCACCUACAAUAAGUACAUCCGGCCCAUCUGUGUCCUGGCCUCCUCUGCCGAGUUCCAGAACCGGACUGACUGCUGGGUGACCGGCUGGGGGGACAUCCAAGAAGAACACAUGCUGCCGGCUCCCUACGUCCUCCAGGAGGUGCAGGUCGGCAUCAUAAACACCACCAUGUGCAACUACCUCUACAAACAGCCUGCUUUCCGCCUUGACAUCUGGGGAGACAUGGUCUGUGCCGGCGAUGCUGAAGGUGGCAAGGAUGCCUGCUUCGGUGACUCGGGUGGACCCUUGGCCUGCGAGGAGAGAGGCCUGUGGAUUCAGGUUGGAAUCGUGAGCUGGGGAGUGGGCUGUGGGAGGCCCAACCGGCCCGGGGUCUACACUGACGUCAGUAGGCAUUUCCGCUGGAUCCGGACACUGAUGGCCCGUGGCACACCCAAGCCGGACCCAACGCAGCUGCUGCUGCCCCUCGCUCUGCUCUGGGCUACCCCACUCCUGUACCCGGCCUGAGCCCAACAGAGCCUCUGAGAGUCGGGGCCAUCUGCUGGGUCAGGCCCAGUCCCCUUCCGUCCCCUUCCUAAUAAACACAUGUGCAUGUUCAGUUUGAUGCCCUGCAGAGCAUCUGUGGACCUGAGGGCCUCCUGGACAGCUCCGUCAGUCACCCAUGUCCCGGCCAUCCCAGGACCUGUCCCCGGCUCCUAAAUCUUCCUCCACCGUCUGCACUGUACAGGUUUUGGUUGCAAACAGCAGAACCCUCUCGGGUCAGUUCAGUCAGAAAGAUAGUUUAGGGAAGGACGUUAGUAGCGCCAGGUCCCUGGGGGCUAGGAGGACUGGAGUGGGGGUGCUGUGGAGGACA
Molecule: messenger RNA, 1320 nt
Organism: Diceros bicornis minor
Lineage: Eukaryota; Metazoa; Chordata; Mammalia; Perissodactyla; Rhinocerotidae
Product: testisin-like
Exons: 7
Coding region: 9-974 (321 amino acids)
Biological process (GO): proteolysis
Molecular function (GO): serine-type endopeptidase activity
Source: RefSeq, a predicted model, not a curated record